Messenger RNA from Triticum dicoccoides, 3735 nucleotides. Its product is annotated as DIS3-like exonuclease 2. Gene Ontology annotation, cellular component: P-body. The transcript is spliced from 6 exons. The record is from RefSeq and is a predicted model, not a curated record. Gene Ontology annotation, molecular function: RNA binding; 3'-5'-RNA exonuclease activity. Gene Ontology annotation, biological process: mRNA catabolic process. Bases 50 to 3232 code for a protein of 1060 amino acids. Lineage: Eukaryota; Viridiplantae; Streptophyta; Magnoliopsida; Poales; Poaceae.
UCUCUCUCGCGCGCUGCGAUUCUUCGAGGAACGCGAGAGGCCUCUGCGCAUGAGGGCCACCGGAGAGCACGCCGCCGCCAUCCCCGUCCGCGCGUCGCCGUCGCCGUCGCCGCCGCCCCACACGGAGGACGACGCCGAGCGGAGGCGCCGACGCCGGCCCGCGCGCCGCCCCAAGCAGGCCACCCCGCCCCCGCAGGUCGACGCGGCGGGUCCGAGCCCCUGCAGAUCGAUGCCGCCCAUGCGCGCCGACUCCCGGCUCGACGCCGUGGCGCUGGCCGAGGCGGCCGGGACGAGCCGGUCCUGCCCCCUGCUGCCCACGCCGUCCCGCGUGGAGGCGCGCGGUCCGGUGGUGGGGACGGGCGGGGGAGCUCCCAGGAGGCUCUUCUUCCCGCCCUACUGGCCCGAGCAGGUCGUGGAGGACGCCCUCAAGAGAGGGAAUGUCUUCUCGGGGAAGUUCCGCGUGAAUGCUCACAACCGAAACGAGGCGUACUGCACGAUCGAUGGCAUCCCUGUGGAUGUUCUCAUUACUGGGCCGGCGCAAAACCGAGCAAUUGAAGGUGAUGUUGUUGCCAUCACAUUGGAUCCUGUUGUUUACUGGACUAGAAUGAAAGGGCAGAACAUUGCAUGCAACCCUGCCACUGGAGGAGUUUCUGUUGCUCGGGAAGUUAGUGAAACAAACGGGAACCAUAGUUUGAAGAAAGGACAGGCAGAUGCCAGCUGCAGGUUUGAAAAGUGCAGUAAUGGCCAACCUGUUCCGGACAGGAUGCAUAACCAUCACAAGAACAGUGGUUUUAGUCAAGCUGUUAUUUGUGAAAAUGGGCAUGCUACUGUCCCAGUGAAUUAUGAAAACCUGGAUGAAGCUAAGACCGAGUUUGCAAGAGCAUUACAGAGGAUCUGUUCUGUGAUAUACAAUCACCCAAGCAGACGCCCUACCGGGAAAGUAGUAUCUGUCAUAAAGAAGUCUCCUCGCCGUAGUACUGUUGUAGGUUUCGUUGCUCCUUUCUCAGAUUUCCCCGAUGGAGAGCAGAGAAAUCAGAUGACUGUGCAGGGUUCCAAGAGGAUGAACCAUAUAUCAUCCUCAAUUUUCACGGGCUUGGUUCAAAUCUUGCCUACUGAUCCCAAGUUCCCGCAGAUGAUUGUUAGUAUCAGCACUUUGUCAGAUGGUAUCAAACAGAGGCUGAAAGAAGGUGAUACAACUAUUUGGAAGGAAUUAGUUGCUGCACAGAUUGAUGAAUGGAAUGAGGAAAGUCCCUAUCCCUGGGCUUGUGUCGUACAGUUCUUGGGAAAGGGUGGACAGGUUGAAACACAUAUGGAUGCUAUACUGUUUGAGAAUGCAAUAUCUGAUGUUGAAUUUUCCCCUCAGUCCAUGGCAUGUCUCCCUGACACUUGCUGGAAGAUUCCGCAAGAAGAACUUGCAGCAAGAAAGGAUCUGAGAAAUGUUUUGACCUUAACAAUAGACCCUCCUACUGCUUCGGAUCUUGAUGAUGCAAUAUCUAUUGAGACACUUUCUGGAGGAAUUGUCCGUAUUGGGGUCCAUAUUGCGGAUGUUUCUUACUUCGUUCAUCCAGAGACUGCAUUAGAUGCUGAGGCUCAGAUUCGGUCUACCAGUGUUUACACCUUGCGACGUAAAGUAUCAAUGUUGCCUUCAAGACUUUCAGAAGAACUAGUUUCGCUUAAUCCUGGGGUAGACAGGCUUGCCUUUUCAGUUAUUUGGGACAUUGAUCCUCAUGGCAGCAUAGUUAAUCGCUGGAUUGGUCAUACCAUUAUCUUUUCAUGCUGCAAGCUGUCAUAUGAUCUCGUGCAAGAUCUGAUUUCUAGUGAUUCGAGCCAGUUUAGAUCUGCAGCUGCAUCUCUUCAAGUGCAUGGCAUGUUUAAACAUGAGGAUGUUAUAAAGUCUCUUCGAUGCCUCUAUGAGAUCUCGAAAAAUCUGAAGGAUAUUAGAUUCAAGGGUGGAGCUCUUUCUCUUGACACUUCAAAGCCCACGAUCCUAUUUGAUGAAGAUGGGGCUCCAUGCGAUAGCUAUCGCUAUAAAAGGAAUGAUGCAUGUUUCAUUGUCGAGGAGUUGAUGUUGUUGGCAAAUAUGUCAGCUGCAGAAGUUAUAUCCAAUGCAUUCCCUGAUUGUGCUUUACUUCGUAGGCAUCCUGAACCUAAUCCACGGAAGCUGAAAGAAUUUGAGGCAUUUUGUGCUAAAAAUGGGUUUGGAUUGGAUUCUUCAUCAUCCGGUCAACUUCAUCUUUCAAUUUGCAGAAUAAAGGAAGAGUUGCAAGAUGAUCCUGUUAUGUUUGAUAUUCUCAUGUUUUAUGCUUCAAAGCAAAUGCAGUCUGCAGAAUACUUUUGCACAGGGGACCUGAUAAGCAAGAAGGAUGAUUGGGCUCAUUAUGCGCUAUCUAUCCCUUUAUAUACACACUUCACUUCACCACUUCGAAGGUAUCCUGAUAUAAUCGUUCACAGGACACUGAAUGCAGUAAUUGAGGCUGAACAGAUGUAUCUGAAGCAAAGGAAAAUAUCCACUGGGCGGAAUGGAGUGAAAGCUACAUCUUGUGAAGUUGUGAGUAGAUGCUUUACAGGCCUUCAAUUUAGUAAGGAUGCUGCUGAAUCCAAAGAAGGGAGAGAAGCACUGUCUGCUGCAGCUAAGAAGUUUAAGGUCCCCAACUCUGAAGAUCUUGGGGAGGCUGCUGAACACUGUAAUGAAAGGAAGUGGGCCAGUCGCCGUGCAGAAGAAGCUGGACAAAAGCUCUACAUGUGGGCUCUACUAAAGAGGAAUGAGACCCUGGUCUCCAAUGCUAGAGUACUGGGGCUUGGACCAAGGUUCAUGUCAGUUUAUGUGCCCAAACUCUCGAUGGAACGGAGGAUAUACUAUGAUGAAGUUGAGGGAUUAUCUACUGAAUGGUUGGAAGCCACUGGAACCUUGGUGCUUGAUGCAUGCAGGAAUAAGCCCCAAAAGAGGGGAGGCCAGUUCAGAUGCAGUAGAGCAAUUGAGGAAGUCGCGGUGGUGGUGAACCCAUCCGAUCUAAUGUUACCUGAAGACAGAGACGAAUCAGGAGCAACUGAGACUACUGUGGACUCAGUUUUGCUAAGCGAUGAGGCAGUGAAACUUGAAGUUGCCCCAGCGGUUCUGCCCAUGGUGAUAAGCUACCUGAGCGACAUCCCCGUGGUUCUUCAUGCAAUUGGUGGCGAGGAUUGUCCGGUGGACAUCGGAGUAAGACUAUACUUGUCGUCAUACUUCAAGUGACCAGAAACAGCUCAUCAUGACAGAGAACUAUCUGUGAAUUUAACUUCGUCCUAGUCGAACAAGACAAUCGUAAUAAAACGUGACAGAAAGGUAGCGGUAAAAAGUCGGUCAGGGUUCAGCAGGAAAACAUGUCAAAGUUAGUGUUGUAGAUACUCCUAUCUUUACUGUUCUCCGUUUCUUAUUCACCUCCCUGUGGCAUCCAAAUGAUCGUGUGGUCAAGUGGCCUUCCUUUUCGCUCCAGAGGCCGCCUGACCAGGCGACUCAUAUUGGCCGUAGUGUUGUGUAUGUGCCAGUGAUGUAUUCACUAGUUCCUCCUCUAGUACUUUUUCUUUUAGUGUGAAUCCACCUGCUAUUUUUUUACUGGUGGGUUCAUGCAUUUGAUGUUUUGUUACUUCUGAAAGAAAGGAAUAUCGCUGCUGAGCCCUGUUCGAAGAAUAUGUCCAAGCUAUUCUGGCCCCAAAUAAAAUGUAUUGGCACCUCAUCUGUUGUACCUUUUGUGUUCA